Messenger RNA from Lactuca virosa, 336 nucleotides. NCBI's taxonomy places the organism in Eukaryota, Viridiplantae, Streptophyta, Magnoliopsida, Asterales, Asteraceae. The record is from the annotation of a GenBank genome assembly.
AUGGAAAAUAUUAAGGCUAAGAUCACUGUUGACGCAUUCCGAGUUACUCAAUCCAUGCUUCCACCAAUUCCUACUCUGAUAGUGAAAACUAAUGAAGGUUCUCCCACCCGGAAACCUGGUGAUCUCCCUGAAGAGCCUUUGAUUACUCCACCAUCUGAAUUUUUCAUCAUAGAAUCCGGUCAACAAAUCAUCUCUUUUAUUUCUAGCACAAGCAAAAAUCCUCAAGAAAAAGGCAAACAGAUUGCAACAGACUCUAACAGCCCAGUGAAGAUGUUCAAAAAGUCUGAGGGAUGGUCUCAAGAACAAAUCGAUCAAGCCUUGGAAGAAAGCAUCUGA